AAAAAAAAAAAAAAGAGAGAGAGAAAAAAAAAGAUCUCAGAUGGGUUCUGUGCAUGUGAUCACCACAUGCCCUCGGCUGCGACUUCCUGAAGCUUGUCCGGCUGCUAAUCACAGGAGCCAUGUCCAGUGCCAUUUUUGUGAUGGCACCCCAGCUGCUCCAGACCUGGAUCCCCUUCUGGGAGCCUGUCCUCAUGAGCAUGUUUUUAGGACUGGCCAGUUACCCCACUGGUGAGGACCUGGGUGAGGGAUGGGGGCCUGCAAACUGGAGUCUCCAACCGAGGAAGAGGACCCAGCCUCCUGGGUCACUCCGGUUCUCCCCUUCGCCAGCUGUCCUGGGACUGUUAGCUCAGCUCAUCUGCGGGACAGAAGUCCUCUUCCAGGUCAUUCCUGCUUCAUAGAGGUCAAGUUUGUCUGGGCCUUCUACCUGGGCUGUGGCACCUUCACCUUGUAUUUGAGGUGGGGCCCAGGACCUGAUGCUGCCGCGAGGGGAGGGCCAGAAAGUCCUGCACUGACAUCCUUGACCCCCAACUCCCGCUCCCUGACCACAGAAACCCAGAUCCUGUUGAUGCAGCGCACCAGACUGAAGGCCUUGCUCAAAACAGCACUAAGUGUGAACUCAUGUGUCAGAUGAGGAUGUGGGCACGUCUUCCCUCCACAAGCUCAAAACUGCGAUCUCUGUUUACCUGCCCUGGGCAUAAGCUCCAAGCAAGGAGCCGGGAGUCUGAGUGUCCCCACGCUCAGGACCUGGAGUCUAGGCCUCCUAGCGGCUUCCUCCUUCAGCCCCAGGUUUCCUAGCCUCCUGCCCCCUCCUUUUAUGGAGACCCUAGAAUUGGGGCCCCCGUCUGCCAGAACGGAAGGUUGCAGAACCCACAGGAAAGAACGAAAGAAGUUGGGGCCCCCAACUGUCCCCUCUGGCCACACCUCGCCCUCCCAUUUAACUCACACCCUGGCCUCACUCACCACACCCCACCUCUGGGCCUCCCAAGCCUCUCUCUCACCUCUUCCAGGAAGCCCCCUCUGGGUGUGGAGGGCUCCAAGGGCAGGAGGCAUAGAAACUUCUGUAGAGACAGAGAGGCACGUUCCACCCACCCAAACCACUGACAAUGUGACAUCUCCAGGGCCCUCCCCCCCACCAUAUACUGUGAGGGGAACCUCAAGGGGUGGGGGGGGGGGCGGGUGCCGAUGAAAGCCGGGAAGGGAGGAUGUGUGACAUGAGUCAGUUGCCAGGAACUGGGUGAGACCAAACUAGUCUGAUCUGAAAGACCACAGGUCCCCCAGCUGCCCCAACUGCUUGACUCUCCCAGGAGUCCGGGGGGCAUAGCUUCCUCCUCUCUCAGAGACCCAGGAAUCUGCAUCACCAGGCUGUUCCUCACCCAGGACCCAGAAGCCCAGCCUUCGCCCCCAUGGAGCCCUGCCGGUCCCUGGCCCUGCUCACUAGCUCCCUGGGCCUGCUGUCUCUCUUGGUGGCUCUGAGCACGAAUUUCUGGUUUGUGGCCGAGGGGCCCAGCUCCUUGUCUCACUCGGGCCUCUGGACAAGGGGGGAUCAGGGCUCAGUAAAAGGCUAUAUCCACGUGACACAGAGCUUCUGCAUUCUGGCUGCCCUUUGGGGCCUGAUCUCUGUGAGCUUUCUGGUCAUGUCCUGCAUCCCUUCACUGUCUGCCCCUGGACGCGGCCCCAUCGUCUCGACCUUCAUAGCCUUUGCCGCGGCCCUCUCCCUGAUAGUGGCCAUGGUGGUCUACACUGUCGAGCGGUGGAAACAGCCUGGACACCCCCAGAUCCAGUCCUUCUUUUCCUGGUCCUUCUACCUGGGCUGGGUUUCAACUGUCCUCUUUCUCUGUGCAGGUGGCCUGAGUCUGGGAGCUCACUACGGGGCCCACCGGCCUGGCUAUGAGGCCAUGUGAACCACAGGAUGGCUUUGGCACUCCAUUCUCUGAAGGCAUCAUCAGGAACCACGAAAAUAGCUGGCUCUCCUCCCUGCCCUGACUCCCAGCGUCUGCAAGCUCUUUCCUUUGUGUCUUCAUUCAUUCAACAAAAAUUUGCUGGGAUCUGGUCAUUCCGAGGUUAAUGCUGCCACAACGGAAGGAGACGACACUCCAGCUCCACAGUGGAUGACACUGGGCACCCAGAGAGGAGUCAGUCCUGCUACCUGCCCUGCCCUAGAGAUGCUCCCACCAGAGUGGGGACCAGUGUGGGCUCGGGCAUGGCCCCAGGGCCCUCGUCUCUCCAUCCUUUAUCUCUUUUCUUCCCUUCGUCUUUCUCCCUUUAGCUCUUUUCUUCUUGCCCCCUCUUUGAUUUUGUCACCCUUGCCUUCACCCUUAGUGUGCCUUGCUCAUUUCAUUAAUAAAUUCCCUCUUGGGACUUCCCUGGUGGUCCGGAG
Messenger RNA from Balaenoptera musculus (blue whale), 2377 nucleotides. RefSeq names its product natural killer cell granule protein 7 (gene NKG7). The record is from RefSeq and is a predicted model, not a curated record. Gene Ontology annotation, cellular component: plasma membrane. NCBI's taxonomy places the organism in Eukaryota, Metazoa, Chordata, Mammalia, Artiodactyla, Balaenopteridae. The transcript is spliced from 4 exons. Bases 1404 to 1901 code for a protein of 165 amino acids.